Molecule: messenger RNA, 2166 nt
Organism: Brassicogethes aeneus
Lineage: Eukaryota; Metazoa; Arthropoda; Insecta; Coleoptera; Nitidulidae
Source: the annotation of a GenBank genome assembly
CAAACAUUGUUUGUAAAUACAAUACAAUAAGGAAGUGCCAAAUUUCACACAGUUUUUCUUAUUUAUUGAUUUAAUUGUGUUGUUAUGUCAAUAUACACGCUCAUUUGGAACCGUUAUUAGGGUGAUACUAGUAGCGAUUUUAUUUAAGAUGUUGAUAUUAAAACUGAGCAUCUCUUCCAUAUGCUUCCAAUAUUUCAAAUUGUAACCCAAAAAACGAUGUCAAUCAAUGAGAGACCUAGAAGAAAGAAACCCGAGGUGCAGGUUCACAAAAAUCAGGAAGAUGAACCGUACAGAAAAACUUACAGUGCAAAUUUUAACUCUAGAAAAUGUCGCCAUAAGAAAACCGAAGACAAUAAACACUUCACAGAGGUAAUAUUGGAACUUCCCGAAUCGGAACGAAGUACCAAAACCAGUAAAAGACAACUAAAUGUGGAAAUGCAGCGUUUAGCGAAAGAAAAUGAGGAUGUGGUCGCGAAAUUCAACGAGUUAGAAGAAUUAUCCGUCAAGAAGAUUACCAGGUUAAAAGAGAAAAUCACUUCCCUUCAACAGAUUAAUAACACCAUAAUUAAAGACAAUGAUUAUAUUAAGAACCAGUACCAGGAACUUAUGCAUAGUUUUGAGGAAAUUAAAAUGCAACUGGAGAUAAGCCAAAACUGCAAAACCUGUGAAGACUUGAGAGUUGUAGUCGAUAAACUAUCAGCGGAUAACACAUCGAUUAGCAAAACCAAUAGGGAGUUAAACGAAGAUCUGGAAAUGCUUAAAACAGUAGUAUACAGACUGAACAUGCAAUUGGAACGUUACCAAGAAAGCCUGAGGAAAAACAACAUUAAAGUUACAAAUCCUGUGUUACGUAGUCCAAACAAAUCUGUACCGGAAAAAAUAACGACUCACACCAUUACCGCCAAUAUUUUAUCCGAGUCUCACUCCAAUCACAACCAUACUCCGAUAGCUUGGGGAUGCGUCAACUUGCACACUCUGGGGCCACUUUUGGAUGCCUACCAGGAUACCUUAACGGAAAAAGAGGAAAUUAUAGGAAACUACGAAAUUGAAAUAUCAAAGUUUACAGGGAAACUGAAGGAAAUAAUCAAGGAAAACGAAGUAUUACAUUCAAAGUUGACCGAGGAUGAUGAGUGUAGUGCUAAACUGAAAUGUGAUAUUGUUAAGCUAAAAUCGGAAGUUAAAUCCACCAGGGAACAGAAUGAUAUUUUGAUCAAGAAAUGCGCUUUAAAGCAGGAUAAAUUGGAAGAAGUGAUCAAAUCCUAUGAGCAGAAAGUUGAACAACUGAAGAGAGAUUACGGUGUGGCUCAAGAACAAUACUACCGAUUAAAAACAGACCUUGUGGCGACCAAGGAAAAAAACAAAGCUCUUGCUGGUGCUCAAGAUGAGUUCAAGAAUGAAAGGCACAACUACAUUCCUAUUUCCGUGCAUACAUCAAGUGUUAACGAAUGCAAAAGGUGGUAUGAAGAGUUAAAAGUGCAAUACGAGGGUGAAAAAAGAAAACUUGUUGAUGCUUUAGAAGCGAAAUCGAACGCAGUCAAUGAGCUUGAGAGAAAAGUGUCGAAUUCCAUAAAAAUGAAGGAGGAGUUGGAUGGAAAAAUUGUGCAAUUAGAAAAACAAAUUAAGAAAGCAGAGGGUAAAUAUUUGGAUUUGGAGCACACAUUAAACGAGGUUCAGUUGUCAAGAACAGCCUGCAAAAAGCAACUUCAUAAAGCGAUGACGUUUGCCAAAGACAUGGUGGCAGAGCAAGAAACGCUGCUGAAAGCUUUAAAUCAACGUCAAAUCGAAAAUAAAGCAGUAAAAAAAAUUGGCAGCGAUAUGGCCACUAGGAUGGACUCCUUAAAAAGCCAACUAAAAGAUGUUCAAAAAAGUGCAUGGGCUGAAUUUUCAACAGUGGAGCAGAGAAUACAAGAUCAAGAUUCACUAAUAGAAACAAUGAAAGAAGAACACGAAAAGGAGAUUCAAGAGUUACGAGAAAUAAUCAAAGAACAGCAAAAAGAAAAAAGCAGUAUUGCAAACAAUGAGACCAUUUCUGUACCCCAUUAUUUAUUGUAUAGAGAUAAGCAUAAAUAAAUUAAAUAUGAAUGAUAAUUUUUGUACCUAAAUUUGUAUGGCCUUUACCUGUAAUGUAAAAUAGAAUAUUGAUUUGUACAAUAUAUUAUUAUAAAU